This is a messenger RNA of Cordyceps fumosorosea ARSEF 2679, 2070 nucleotides long. Its product is annotated as O-methyltransferase, family 2. The record is from RefSeq and is a predicted model, not a curated record. Gene Ontology annotation, molecular function: O-methyltransferase activity; ubiquitin binding. The transcript is spliced from 7 exons. Bases 1 to 2070 code for a protein of 689 amino acids. Lineage: Eukaryota; Fungi; Ascomycota; Sordariomycetes; Hypocreales; Cordycipitaceae.
AUGUCUGAGGUCACAUCACGGUCCUCCGCCUCGCGCGGUAGAGGCUCUGGCCGCGGCGGUCGCGGUGGUUUCGCUGGUCGCGGCGGUCGCAGACCCAACGGCUCCGACAAGCCUGAUCACAGCGACUCCCCUGCCGCCUUUGACGACGACGCCGACCUAGGCGAGCUCCGAAAGCUGUAUGGAGAUAAGACUUCUGUCAUUCGCGAGAUGUUCCCAGAUUGGUCCGAGGCCGACGUCCUUUUUGCCCUCCAAGAGACAAACGGUGAUCAAUCCGAGGCUGUCACGCGCAUUGCCGAAGGUACCAUUUCUCAAUGGGGCGAGGUCUCGAAGACCAAGAAGCCCGCUCGCACAAAGGCAAAGGACGCUCCGGCUGCCGCUAGUACCACGAACGAACAGACGACUGCUCCCCGCGCCGCUCGUGGCGGCCGCACCGUGUCCGAAGGUGGCCGAGGACGAGGCCGAGCUACAGAGAGAGGCGGUCGUGGUGGUGCCCCUCGUGGUCGCACCGCCCAGCCCUCUACUAACGGUGCCACGCGCAGCAAGGAGAACCAGCAGUUGUCCGUCCCUACUGAGGAGUCCUCUGCUUGGGGCGAGACAAAGAUCAAGGCUGACCCCGUUGAGACCAAGCCUGUUACUGAAUUACCUGCCAGCCAGCCUGCUGCCGCCGCCGCCAAGACAUGGGCCAGCAUGCUUCGUCAGUCCACUGCCGUUGACAAGCCUGCUCCUCUGCAAGGUCACCCCAAGAGCAAGCCCGCCGAAGCUGCUGAACCCGCCGAAGCCCCCCAGGCUCUUCCCACUCGGGGCGGUGUGGGGGGCGGUGUGGUCCACGUCGCGGGACUCGGCAUGCAAACUCGAGGGCUCAGUUUGCAGGCCACGCUAGCCUCGCCCACUGCAAACCCGAGCAUUGUUCUGAUUGAGCAGCUAUCGAAGCUUGCACCCCAGCUGGCCAAUGGCGACAAUACAGAAGCGAAGAACCAGGCGAUCCAGCUCAGUCGGCAACUAACAGGGAGUUUGUCGCACCCUGCCAGCACUGCCGUAGAGCUUGCUUUUGCGCCUUUUGUUACGGUAGCUGCACGAAUCGCGAUUGGCAUGGGACUGUUCAAGCUCAUUGCCAACAAUAACGCGCCAAUCUCGUCCAAACAGCUAGCUGAGAGAUCAGGCAGUGAAGAGAUGUUAAUUAUCCGCACAUUACGUCCGCUGGCUUCCGUUGGGGUUGUCAAGGAGGCAGGCGAGCGACAAUGGGAGCCUACGCCAGUUACACAUGCCAUGGCGACAGAAGAAAUCUCCGCGGGCCAUCGAAUGAUCGGCGAAAUGAUUGUUGGUGCGGCACAAAAGGCACCAAAGUACCUGAAAGAGUACGGUUACCGAUGUCCUACCGAUCCCCGCGACGGCUUCAUGCAGUUUGCCUUUCAGACGAAGAUGACGACCUUUGAGUUAUUCAGCUCCAUUCCUCAAGUCCUCAAAGAUUUCAACCUCUUCAUGGGCAAUACCAUGGGCGCGCGAAACUACUGGGUCGACUGGUUUCCUGUCGAGCAGCAGCUGUUGGGCGGUGCCAACGACCAAGCUCCGCUGCUCGUCGAUGUCGGUGGUGGCAAGGGCCAUGAUCUUCUCGCCUUUCAUGAGAGAUACCACGGAAGAGGAAAACUAGUGCUCCAAGACCUAGAUUCCGUGACGGACAGCGUCAAGAGCACCUUCGAUCCUGCCAUUGACGUCGUGACGUAUGAUUUCUUCACUGUGCAGCCGAUCAAAGGAGCGCGCGCCUAUUUCUAUCACCACAUCCUGCACGAUUGGUCCGACGAAAAAUGCUCUGAGAUCCUGGAGGCUCUGAAAAAGUCCAUGGCGCCAGGAUAUUCCAAGCUUCUGCUUCACGAAAUGAUUGUCCCUGAAGAGGGCGCGUCCACGUUCCACGCGAUGCUGGACAUGACCAUGAUGGCCUUUAACGCGGGCAUGGAGCGCACCGAAAGGCAGUGGCAUGAGCUACUGGACAAGGCUGGCUUCGAAGUGAUUCAAUUCUGGAUGCCGCCGCAGGAGGACGCAGACGGUAUUGUAGAGGCAAUGUUGAAGUCUUGA